Molecule: messenger RNA, 858 nt
Organism: Lodderomyces theae
Lineage: Eukaryota; Fungi; Ascomycota; Pichiomycetes; Serinales; Debaryomycetaceae
Exons: 1
Coding region: 1-858 (285 amino acids)
Cellular component (GO): intracellular anatomical structure
Molecular function (GO): oxidoreductase activity, acting on NAD(P)H, oxygen as acceptor
Source: RefSeq, a predicted model, not a curated record
AUGACCGUUUCACCAUAUCAAUCACUCAUCAAGCCAGAUACUGAUACCAACAGAGAGGUUCCAACCAAACCAUUCAACUUGUCCAAAAACAUAACAGAGAGAUUUUCUUUAAAGGGUAAAGUCACAGUCAUCACCGGUGGAGCUGGUGCUAUUGGUUCUGCCAUUGCUGAGGGUUACGCUCAAGCCGGUGGCGAUGUUGUAAUUUUGGACCAUGCUCAUAGCGAUAAUGGAUUGAGUAAGAGAUUGACCGCUGUUUAUGGUGUUAGAUCAGAAUUUUACCAAAUUGACGUCACUAGCGCUGAACAAGUUAAGGAAGUUGUUGCCAAGAUUGAAGAAAAAUUUGGAACAAUUGAUGUGUUUGUUGCCAAUGCUGGUAUUGCUUGGUACACUGGGUCCAUUCUUAAUGAAGAUUCCACCCCUGAAAACUGGAGAAAAGUAUUUGAUGUCAACGUUAAUGGUGUCUUUUACUGCGCCAAAUAUGCCGGACAAAUUUUCAAAAAGAAGGGUUCGGGAUCUUUUAUCAUUACUGCCUCAAUGUCAGCCCACAUUAACAACGUUCCAAAUUACCAAACUGCAUACAAUUCAGCAAAAGCUGCCGUUAUGCAUAUGGCCAAGGGUUUGGCGGUUGAGUUUGCUGGAUUUGCUAGAGUCAAUUCAGUGAGUCCUGGGUACACAAACACAUUGUUGUCAGCACCAAUACCGACUGAACAAAGAGCUAAAUGGUGGGGCCUUACACCAAUGGGAAGAGAAGCCGAAACUGACGAAUUGGUUGGUGCUUAUUUGUACUUGGCUAGUGAUGCAUCAAGUUUCACUAACGGUUCUGAUAUCAGAGUUGAUGGUGGUUAUUGCUGUGUAUAA